This is a messenger RNA of Pseudomassariella vexata, 2268 nucleotides long. RefSeq lists its product as uncharacterized. The transcript has 4 exons. Gene Ontology annotation, cellular component: nucleus. NCBI's taxonomy places the organism in Eukaryota, Fungi, Ascomycota, Sordariomycetes, Amphisphaeriales, Pseudomassariaceae. The record is from RefSeq and is a predicted model, not a curated record. Gene Ontology annotation, molecular function: polynucleotide 5'-hydroxyl-kinase activity. The coding region runs from base 1 to 2268 and encodes 755 amino acids. Gene Ontology annotation, biological process: cleavage in ITS2 between 5.8S rRNA and LSU-rRNA of tricistronic rRNA transcript (SSU-rRNA, 5.8S rRNA, LSU-rRNA).
AUGGCUUCAAACAAGAGACGGAAAUUGGACACUGCAGAGCCUCCUCAAGUUAUGAGUGCUUUUGCUCGACUUAAGAAGAGAGCCCAGACGUCGGCAGCGAACCAAGAAGAGGAUCGCCAACCAAGCACACCGGGUUUUCAUGAAGAAAAUGCCACUGUCAUUCCCACUAACGAUGACAAACCCGAAAAGGCAGUUAGGGUCAGGAGGAAGAAGACGAAAACGUUGGAAAAGGCAGACCAGGACAAGUCUGUCAGAUCAAAGGACCAAGAGACGAAUUUGUCGAAUGUUGCAAACGUAGACGAACCAACAGAGCCUGCAGGAAAAGUGAACGACAUCAACUUGCACGCACCAGAUAAACCAGCAGUGCAAACACCUUUCGCCCCAUUGUCAACUUUCAAACGAACCAAGUCAAAUCUCCAGAAAAAAUCUGGAGGCAAAUUGCAGUUGAAGUUAUCGAGUGGAGAGCGCCUCGUUAUAUUAGGUAGUUAUGGGUUACGCGUUAUCAUUGGCGAUGUCACGAUAUGUGGUGCUGUGUUGAGGCCAUCGGAAAAGAUUCACUGGAUUCAUGCACCACAUUGCCAUGCAUUGCCUGUAAUACGAUGUCCAGAUGAGGCAGUGUUGGAGCUUGAGAACCAUCCUGAUGUUGAUGACUUGAGGAAGCUUGGUAAUCUCUCGCCUCACUUCCAGCGACUUUGGAAUGAGGAAUCCAGUCCAGAAGCUCAGAGGAAGCGGGAAAAGUCCACGAGCACUUUCGAGAUUCUAUUCACGUCUGAUGAUCGACCUAAGAGGGCCAUCUUCAACGCUCUGAUCUCGCCUCCAGAAUGGAAUCGUGAGAUUGAACGGCUAGUAGUUGCAUCUCGCUCGAAAGCCAUUUCCGUCAUGGUCACAGGACCAAAAUCAUCAGGAAAAUCAACCUUUGGCAAAAUUUUGACCAACCAACUUGUGACAGACAGUACUAAGAAUCGGCAUUCUGUUGGCGUUGCUGUCCUGGAUCUAGACCCUGGGCAGCCCGAACACUGUGUUCCUGGUCAGAUUACUCUUGUCCAUGUCACGGAACCUCUCCUGGGUCCAUCUUUUUGUCGACCAAUUCCAAGCUCUAGCACCCGAAUGAUACGAUCACAUACACUUGCCUCCGUCUCGCCAGCCUCAGAUCCACAACUCUAUUGUGCAGCGGCGAUCGAUCUCCUGACGCAUUAUCGCAACCGACUAAGUGCCUGCCCUCUUGUCGUUAAUAUGCCGGGAUGGAUACAAGGGACUGGCUUGGAUCUCAUCACGACCUUGAUAGGGGGACUACGACCAACGGAGGUGAUGUUCAUGUCGCAAACCGGACCAGUUGAAGUCAUCGAGGGCCUUGAGGAAGCGUGUCGGGCUAGUUCCCUGGUUCGGCUCCCAUCACAGAGCUGCCAGUACACAACGCGGACGGCAGCCGACUUGCGUACUAUGCAGUUGAUGUCAUAUUUCCAUGCGGAGGCAAACACGAAUCGUGGCCAGGUUCAAUGGAAUUCAGAUCCUCUCACCACAAUUCCCCCCUGGAUGGUGAACUAUUCGGGGCUUCACCCGGGAAUACUUGGAGUAUUGUGUUAUGGCUACCAAGCUCCUCCUGAGUUGCUUGCGGAAGCUAUAAACGGUACAAUUGUGGCCGUAGUUGAAGUCGAGAGAGCUCUCGCUUUCCGAGGGGCGAGGUACGAUGAGAUGGAAGGUACAUUUGAUUCCGCCGAAGCCGACGAGAGUGCGUCUGAUAUGCAGAUGGAUCUUGACGACAGUCAUGACUUGUCAAAGCUGGCAACGGCCACCCCAGAGGGUAUACCAUUGAUCAGCAAGGAGACGGCAUUGAAUCCCAGGCAUUCGCACACGAUCGGGUUAGCACUCGUCAGGGGCAUUGACACCGAAAAGGGAAUACUUCAGCUGUUGACUCCUAUAGCGCCGGGGAAGCUCGAGGAGAUCAACGAAAAGGGAGGUAAUAUAGUACUUGUAAGUGGCAAGUUCGAUCCUGCCAGCUGGGCAUAUACGGAAGACUUGUAUUACAAGUCCAGAGAUGAGGACACAGGCGAGACAGCAGAAUUGGAGCAAGGAGCCAGCGACAUUGACUCGAGGGACGGUGAAGGCGCUGCCUUCUCGGUGGCGGAUAUCGAUACAGGAAAUACCGACGCGGUUACGACAUCCAUACCCUGGAUUGAAGUCCUGCAUGCUGGCCAGAAACGUGGUGUCGGGUCCAGGAUUUGGAAAGUGCGGAGGGACCUUGGCCGGUCGGCUGGUAAUGGUGAUUAG